GAGACACGCUAUCGGUUACUUGUUGCUCCUGAAUGUAACGGACGUCGAAACAUAUUUAUCAACACUACCGUUCAAAAUUCGUGCACAACGGCAACCGACGACACAGCGAACUCCGAUUACAGCAGCAGCCGAAAUAACAAUAAACAUUUGUUGUGCUCAGAGUAAAAAAUCACUUGACAGAUAGCUGAAGAUGCACACAAACACGUGCCACUGCAGCUGCCCAAGUGGUGAGUAAGUGGUACAUAAGGGCUAGCAAGACUCAGCCCAAGGCACUUGCAUUUUCUGUUUCCAAACUGAAACAAUAUGAAAAUUCUGUUAACAAUCAUUUUGCUGGGCUGCAUCUGUGCAAGCUCUGCUGAAAAGGAAGUCAAGAAUAUCGAACAGCUGGUGGCGGAGAAUACCAAGGAACUAAGCGACACCAAGCUUAUACUACAUCACAUUGAUGCCACAAACGAACGAAUUAAGGCCAGCAUAGAGCAGCAGCGCGCCUGGCUGGAGUCCAUUAAACAUGUUGAUGGUCUGCUGGCAAAACUGAAUCUAUUUCUUGAUGCGCAAGGCGCUGUUGUCCAGGAGGCUUUUAACAACAUAACGCUCAAGUCUGGACUACAUGCGGAGCGUGUGUCUAAGGAGCUAUGCGGCCUGGUACGCCUGCAGCUCUCCACACAACAACAGAUUAGCGGCCUGGAACAAAAGCUGGAUGCCCACCAGAAGCAUGUGCUUCAGAAUGCACGGAGCAUUGACAAUAACAUACUGGAGCUCACCAAAUUGAUAACUCGCGCCGUUUUACCACAGCUAAAUGGACUGCAGUGCUCCUUCGAUAGUCUGGAGACAUCGCAAAUCAACAUAGAGGUGGAGCUCAAGAGUUUGACACGUGUCAAGGACAUUAGUGAGGAUUCCAAUCGCAAGCUGAAGGUACUGGGCGACCAACUGGUCAGCUUGAAUCGCACCCAGGACGCACGUCUCGCAGUCCUCACGCACGCUCUGACACAGCUGAAGCCUCUGAAUACCUGGCAAAUUGAGCACGCACUACGCGAGCUCAUAAUUUCCCAAAAACGCAUUGAAUUGGAUCUGGAGGCUUGCGAGAGACGAGCAUCGCCGCAUUUCGCCAAUCUGCCUAGUUCCGCCUCCUAUUCAGCCUAUGAAAUUAAAUCCCACGCACCAUCACCGCGACGUGCUCAGCCCAGCAAGCAGGUGGAUCUUGAGCAGGUCUGGAAUGCCGAGGAGCAGAACCAUCAGAAUGCGCACGGUAGUCCCUACUACGCUAUCGCCCACGGACAGGCACCUGAACCGAAACCCAAACCCGGCAAGCCAUCAAAUGCUAUGCACAGCCAUUUUGUUGCGGCAGCUGCCAAACCCGCUGGCCCAAGCUCCGUCUCCUGGCAACAGCCUCUACCGUGGGAAGCUGUUUCCUCCUACCAAUCCGGUCCAGCGUCCAAGCCCAAGCCCAAUCCACUAGCAUGGCCAACUGAACCACACUAUCUGUCCGCUUCAGCGCCCGCGCCUAAGCCCUAUCAACCUGGUUCGGGUCGCAGGAGACCCACAGCAAACCAGAAGCCAUGUGCCCAGGACCAAAGGCCGCACAAUCCACCGCGGCACUCAGCUCACGCUAGCUAUGGACCAGCAGCUGCACCAGCAGAGUCUUAUUCCCAGCAAGGCAAUAAACCUGGUCGAGCGACGCCCCAGCAAAGCCAUGCUCCCUGGUACGGUGCCCACUCACCAUCCGACGGCUACUAAGGCACAUCAGCUUCAUGUUUUGUGAAUUUAGCAAUUAUUUAAACUA
Drosophila novamexicana is the source of this 1780-nucleotide messenger RNA. RefSeq lists its product as uncharacterized. The record is from RefSeq and is a predicted model, not a curated record. Bases 304 to 1734 code for a protein of 476 amino acids. Lineage: Eukaryota; Metazoa; Arthropoda; Insecta; Diptera; Drosophilidae. The transcript is spliced from 2 exons.